AUGGCGUCACCCACAGCUCUUUACCAAAUCCAUUCCCUUUUUCUCUAUAAAACCAAUUACCCCCAACUCUCUCUUUCACAAACUCGUCAAUUUCGUUCCAAUUUCUUCUUUCAAAGGAAGCUAUCAUUCGAGGUGCCCAGGAUGCCAAGGAAAGAAACGGUUGUUGUGUCUGCGACGACGGCGGAAAAGAAGCGACAUCCCGGUGAGGCAAAGGGGUUUGUGGAGGAGAUGAGGUUUGUGGCUAUGAGGUUGCAUACGAAGGACCAGGCUAAGGAAGGUGAGAAAGAAGUUGAAAAGCCUGAAGAGAGAUCCGUCACUAAGUGGGAACCUACUGUCGAUGGUUACUUGAGGUUCCUUGUUGAUAGCAAGCUUGUUUACGAUACACUAGAGAAGAUUGUUCAAGAUGCUGCUUAUCCUUACUAUGCUGAAUUCAAAAAUACUGGAUUGGAAAGAUCUGCAAGUUUGGACAAAGAUUUGGAGUGGUUCAAGGAGCAAGGUUAUACCAUUCCGGAACCUUCAUCUCCUGGUCUUACCUACACACAAUAUCUUACAGAUUUGUCUCACAGCGACCCCCAGGCCUUCAUUUGCCACUUUUACAACAUCUACUUUGCACAUUCAGCUGGCGGUCGAAUGAUUGGAAAGAAGAUUGCUAAGGACAAACUGAAUAAAGUUGCUGAAGAAUGGACUCGAGAAGAGAAGAAUCAUUGUCUGGAAGAAACAGAGAAGUCAUUCAAGUUAUCUGGAGAGAUUCUGCGUCUAAUUCUGUCGUAA
Molecule: messenger RNA, 771 nt
Organism: Vicia faba (fava bean)
Lineage: Eukaryota; Viridiplantae; Streptophyta; Magnoliopsida; Fabales; Fabaceae
Source: the annotation of a GenBank genome assembly